GUUCUUCCAGCCACUUCUCCAGGCUCCUCCAGUUCAUGAAACCAAGCUUUAAGGCAUAAUGUAAUGACAAGGCUCAGCACUGAUAUUUGGGGAUAAUAUACUGGAAAGCAUGGACAACAGUGGACAGAAUAUGUUCUAUAAUAUGGUAUCAGUGCAUUCAGUGGCUCUGCCUUGGGGUUUCCAUAUGGACCAUCGACAACCACCAUUAAGGGAACAGUAUGGCAUUGCUUUUCAUGUUGACUCCUCAUGCUGGGGUGGCAGGCACAUUAGGCCCUUGCAAUACAUUCCUUUUCAGAACCAAUCGGGGAUCUGCGAUUAUUCCUCAGAGCCGGCCUUCAUCAGGAAGAGGAAUGAGAGGGAGAGGCAACGAGUAAGGUGUGUUAACGAGGGCUACGCCCGACUCCGUCAACAUCUGCCCCGGGAACUGGCAGAGAAACGUCUCAGCAAGGUGGAGACUCUGAGAGCAGCAAUUGAAUACAUCCAACAUCUUCAGAAUAUACUAGAUCUGGGAACUCUAUGGCCUCCAGGGACAGAACCCUUCUCUGAUACAGACACCGGCACAAGCCCAGUCCUCUAUCUCAGCACCAAGGGCUCCAUCCAAAGACAUUGUGCCAUAAGCUCUCCUAGUACAGAAGAACAUACAUUACAGGACCUCUGAGAGACAAAUUAUUCUUAAAAAGUGAACCCCAAACCAUCAUUCUUAUCUCUUUCUUUCAACCAGCUUUAUCUUUGCAUUAGUAAUCUGCUAAAUUGGUAAGUUUUGUUGGCAUUGGAUCUGAUCCCAUAUGUGUAUGCAGAGAACAUGACAUAUUUGAUGUGAUUAUAGGAAUAUGACAUUAUUUCUCAUUUGGUUUUGCCAUUUCUUUCCUCGGUGCAUUUCACUAGAGCUGCAUGUUUGUUUUUUCCUUGAUAUAAAAGAGGACAUUUCUAGGCAAUUUUAUAUGUGUUUUGUUUAAAGGAUAACUGAAGCACCAACACAACCUUGUGUAUCUUUAUCCCAAAGCCUGCUGUACUGCUUGCCACAUAGAACAGCCCCACUUAACUUCCACCCAGUGGUGUAACUAUGGGAGAGCAGACCACAUGGGGUGGGGGGGGGGGAGCAGUAAAUGCCCAGUGCUCAAACAUAUACUAGGGGUGCAACUUUACAUACUCAAUUCAGAGAGGAGCUGAAAUCUCCGUCCUUGCUCAUGGAUGGGUGUUUAGUUUGUGUCCCAUUCUUGAGUGGAGGGUUCCACAUCAGAUGCUAUAGUGAAUAUAGUGUCAGACUUAGGUAUCAGGGGCUGCCACUGCUGGGUGCUGCAAACUUCUGGCCACUGCCAAACCAUGUCCCCUAUGCCAUGGACUGCAGGACAUCUCCGUGUCCCACCAACCCAGUCUGACUCUGGCUGAGCCAAAUGGUAUUAC
Xenopus laevis (African clawed frog) is the source of this 1404-nucleotide messenger RNA. RefSeq names its product achaete-scute homolog 4. NCBI's taxonomy places the organism in Eukaryota, Metazoa, Chordata, Amphibia, Anura, Pipidae. Bases 110 to 658 code for a protein of 182 amino acids. The record is from RefSeq and is a predicted model, not a curated record. The transcript has a single exon.